UUUUAGGAUACAUAAACCCCUUGAGAAAUGGAAAUUCCUAAGCAACUUAAUAUUUAUUACAACCCUGACAAGAUAGAUGAGCUGCAGCUGAAGCCAAAGGUUGUGAAAUUGCAAGAUGAAAUCAUCCCUACUAUAGAGGAUGUCAUCUCUGAAUCGUGUAAAGCAUUUGAGAUAGAAGAAUCUGAACAUAUCUGCUACCUUCUCAAGAUGAGGAACAAUCGAUUAAUCCAUAACGAGCCUACUACUCUUCUAAUGAUGCAAGAAGCCACUCUUUUCCAUGUCACUGACGAGAUGAAAGACAUUGUUCUAAGAAUUGAGGAUAUCACACAAGAACUUUUGCAAAGUUCUCAUAUCACGAAGCUAAAGGACUUAAUGGGAAGCAAGAAGGAAGUCUCGAUAGAAUCAAAGAAGUUCCUCCAAGAGAUUACCAAAAACUUUGAGCAAAAGAAUGAUGUCUACAUUGAAGAAUUCAUCGCUCUUGGAGGUAUUGAGCAACUUAUGUCCCUUGCUUCCCUCCUCGAUGGAGCACUGCUAGGAUACUGUCUUAAGACAUUCUUUCUUACUACAGAAUAUCUUAAUGGAGUUGAGUUCAUUAGGAAGAGGCCAGAAAAUAUCUCAAACCUCUAUGGCUUGCUAGAUAAAGAUGAUGUUAUAGUCAAAAAGAGUACUAUAGGAAUUCUCUGUUCCUUAUUAAGAACAGUGAAAGGAACAUUCACAAUGAUCAACAAGGCUGCCUUAACUCAUGGAUUUAAAAAUGAAAGAUCUCCUUACUCUCCUUUAAUCGAUGCUCUCCAAUCCAAAGAUGAGGAACUCAAGGAGAGAGUUAUACAUUUCUUCAAUUGGAUGAUUUAUAAAUGUCCCAAAGAGGAAGAUUGCUGUAAGUUUCAGUCCAGACUUGAAAAUCUUGGAGUCUUCGAAGAAUGUCAGAAAAUCUCAAAAACAAAGAAUAAAAAGCUAAGAAGAGUUCUGAUGCAAUUCCAACAAAACAAUAAUGUGAUCAUCAAAUCAUCUAUGUAUGAGCUAGAGAUUCACAGGAACAGAAUCUCUGAGUUGGAAAAACACUGUGGAGCUUAUGAAAAGAGGCUUGCUGGUCUUCAGGAGCAACAAAACUACUACUCAAUUAUGAAGAAAGACUACCAGAAAUUCUUUGCUCUGGCAAAGAUGUCAAUGGAGAAACCUACCUUAUUCAAUCCGUUUGCUCAUACAGGGAAUUACAAGAAAGAGGAUUUGAUGAAGAUGCCAUAUUUAAAGCGAAAUAUUGUUGACCUGAGAGAAGCCAUCCAGGAGAACAAGGAAUUUAUCGAUAAGCUCAAUGCAGAGAAGAAGCAACUUGAGGAUCAAUGCAGAGAAUUCCAAGAACAGAUCAAUGAUUAUAGCAAGGAUAUGGAUGAAUUGAGGCAAAUCAAUCAGAAACUAAAGCAAGAAAGUAGAAGAUCAGGAGAGGAGAACAGAAUCACACUGACAAAAGUCAGGGCUGAUCUCAAAGAUGCAUUAGAUGAGAAGAAGAAACUGGAAAUCAAAGUUGACAGACUUACCAAUGAAAUGCAUGAAGAAAGAACCAAUUAUCAAGCCAUUAUCAGCUUCCAUGAAAAGAAUAAAGCUGAAAUGUCACCUAAUAUAAAUGGGAGAAAUAAGUCACAAAAAGCUGAUCAUCCUUCAGAAGAUAAUGAGUCUAAAAUAGACUCAGAAUUUACUGAUGUGACUGCUAAAAUGGAGGAUAAAGAUGAUAAAAUAAUAAAAACUGAAGGAUCGAAAGACGAACUUAAAGAGGAAGAACCUAAAAAGGAAGAACCUAAAAAGGAGGAACCUAAAAAGGAAGAACCUAAAGUGGAAGAACCUAAAGUGGAAGAACCUAAAGGGGAAGAACCAAAAAGGGAAGAACCAAAAAGGGAAGAAAUCAAGACAGAGGUGGCUCCUGCUCCUACAGGCCCUCCUGCACCACCAGGUCCGCCUGCUCCUCCAACUACAACACCUCCAGCUCCACAUACAGGACCUCCAGCGCCUCCAGCUUCUGUAGGUGGACCACCUGCUCCGCCUGCUGCAGCUAAAACAACUCCUCCAGGGCCUCCAGCACCACCAGGCCCUCCAACACCACCAGGACCACCUGCUCCUCCAUCAACGAAUACACCAUCUGGCCCUCCUGCUCCACCAGGCCCUCCAGCACCACCAGGCCCACCUCAGACUCCUUCCACAUCGACAGGUCCUCCAGCCCCUCCAAAUUCAGCAGGUCCACCAGCUCCUCCUGGACCUCCUGCUCCGCCUGGUAUGAGUGGGCCACCAGCUCCACCAACUACGACAAGACCUCCAGCUCCUCCAGGUAUGACAGCACCACCAGCUCCUCCUAGUGGACCUCCAGCUCCACCAGGACUACCUGCACCUCCGAUAGCAAAACCAACUGCACCUCCUGGACCACCAGCACCGCCUGGACCACCUGCACCACCAGGUACUACGGUAUCGCCAGCUCCUCCAAGUGGGCCUCCCGCUCCACCAGGCCCGCCACCACCGCCUGGUACAAGUGCUCCUCCUGCUCCACCAAAUACUGGGCCACCACCACCUCCUGGUAUGGGUGCUCCUCCUCCACCUCCUGGUUCUACUAGCCCCCCAGCUCCUCCUGGAAUGGGCGGGCCUCCUCCACCCCCAGGAAUGGGAGGACCUCCUGCACCAUCUGGUCCUCCUCCUCCUCCAGGUGCAAGUGGACCUCCACCACCUCCCGGAUCAAGUGGACCUCCUCCUCCUCCAGGAAUGGGUGGUCCACCUCCUCCUCCAGGAAUGGGUGGUCCACCUCCUCCUCCAGGAAUGGGUGGUCCACCUCCUCCGCCAGGGAUGGGAGGUCCUCCCCCACCUCCAGGGGCAGGUGCACCUCCACCUCCUGGAAUGGGUGCUCCACCGCCACCACCUGGAUUGGGUGCAGCUCCUCCUUUACCUGGAGGUAUGCCUGGAAGACCUGCAUUCGGAAGAUCAUUGAAGCCAAAACCAACCAAGCCUGCAAUCAAGCUAUCCAAGAAGGUGAAGCCAUAUCAAUGGAGAAGACUUUUGCAUGAGCCCAAAGAUAAGAAAGGAAGAGUACACAUCAUUUGGGACGAUAUCAAAGAAAUCGAACUGAACCAGCAAGAAGUCGAAGACCUAUUCGAAGAUAAAAGAAAAGUCAAACUUGCAACAGAGGAAACCAAGAAAAAGAAAGUUAAAACUAAGAAGCAGUUCUUUGAUGCAGAAGUUUCUCAGAUUAUGUGCAUUGUCAUGAAGAGGUUGCCCAAGCCAACUGUCAUGGCUGAGAUGCUGACCAACAUAGAUGACAACUUUACGAGCAAACUUCAAGGCAAUUCUGUCAAUGGUUUGCUCAGAGCUUGGCCUGAAGAAUCAGAUAUUCAUAGUCUCCUUGAAGAAUAUGCAGCAAAUCCUGGAGAAACAUGGGAUUUCGCUGAAGAUUACGUGAUAAAUCUGCACCACAUCAAAAACAUUAGGCAAAAAUGUGAAGUUAUUCGCUUCUGCUUAGAAUAUGGAGAGCAAGAAGAAUUCUUCCUGGAACCUCUGACUAAAUUAGAAUCUGCUUUAAAGGAACUAGAGGAAAGUAAACUCUUAAAAGAUGCUUUAGCCACGAUCUUGACUCUUGGGAACAUCCUGAACGGAGGUAAUAAGACAAAAGGACAAGCUGAUGGCUUUGCUAUUGAAGGAAUUGUUAAGGUAAACAGUAUCAAAGAUGUUAACAACAAAUCAGCGAUGGAAUAUGUUGCAGCCAAGCUUAAUGCAAUGAACAGUGAAUACAGAGGAUUUAAGAAAACCUUGAGAGGGCUCUAUGACUCUAAAAACAACGACUUGAAGGAGAUAUCUGAUUUAUUUGUUGGUUUCAUGGGCCAAAACAACUUGGCCAAGAACACUCUUGAAAUAAUAAUCAACUCUAAGGAUGAUUCUGCAGCUGAGGCUUAUGAAAAACAUGUUAAAAAGAAAUUAUUCAGCUAUAGUGACAAACUUGAGGAAAUGAAGAGUAGAUUCGACGUUUGAGAGGAAAAAUGGAAAAAACUUGGAGAAUACUAUGGUAUCAAGAAAGAUGAUGAAAAGAUGGAAAAUUCCAGCAGAUUCUUCACAUUCUGGACACAGUUCUUCGACUCUCUCGAGAAAUACUGGCCUAAGGAGGUCAGACAGAAGAAAUCUAAUCGCUCUGGUAAGGCUAAGACUGGAGCUAAGGUCCAGAAUAGAGGAAUGAGGAUGCUCCCAUUGGAGUAAUUAUUACUUUUUACUAAAUCUACACUCAGCUAAAA
Molecule: messenger RNA, 4256 nt
Organism: Moneuplotes crassus
Lineage: Eukaryota; Ciliophora; Spirotrichea; Euplotida; Euplotidae
Source: the annotation of a GenBank genome assembly